Messenger RNA from Cladophialophora carrionii CBS 160.54, 1932 nucleotides. RefSeq lists its product as uncharacterized. The transcript has a single exon. The record is from RefSeq and is a predicted model, not a curated record. Bases 1 to 1932 code for a protein of 643 amino acids. Lineage: Eukaryota; Fungi; Ascomycota; Eurotiomycetes; Chaetothyriales; Herpotrichiellaceae.
AUGCCUUUGCUGUCGAGGGAGGUCUUGACCCUCCGCUUUAUAUUCGAAUGUGAUGAAUAUGGAGAGGAAAACGCUGCCGCAUCCGAACAGUCACAAAAGCCGUCCCCUCUCCUCUGCCUACCUGUCGAGCUUCGCCUCGAAAUCCUCCGGCACCUGUUAUGCCUAGACUGCAAUCGUAAGGCCCAUACUCGCCGCCCGCCACAAAGCAGCAUAUCCGAGCUGUUGUAUCUGAAUCCGCGACGGAUUCUCGAGGCUGCGCCGUUCAAGCACAAGGGAAACCAAGAGAUAAAUGGGAACCCCCCCAUCAUCAAGAGCUGCCACCUACACCCGGCGAUACUCAAGACAUGUAAGCAACUUUACUGGGAAGGACGGACAGUGCUGUACACAGAUAACAAAGUCCUCGCGAUUCAGUCAGGGAUCAAAGGUCUAGGUGCGAAGUUGAAGAACUAUGGUGUUCCAGUACUUGGCCCAUUUCCUUCGACCAGACUGAUAUGCGGACCGCGGGAUGGGUCUCAGCCAGCUCACUUCAGAUUCAACCCUCUAAUGUUGUUCACUGGUGCGAAUACCAAGCCAGACGCUCCAUUCUACAUCAGCAGUCAUCUGGACGCCGCAGAUUUUAUGCAUGCUCUGUGGAUUAUGGUCAAAUCUCCUUUUGCACGGGGGAUGGGGCUGAACUUGACACUAUCGACAGAACUUCAUCCUCGUCACAUUGGUCGGACAGACAGUUUCGUCAAGCUCGCUGUCUUGCCGUGGCUGCACCCGAACAUCAAUUCUAUCAAGUUCCUCUAUCCUCACAAUGACAAGAAUCAAGCAGACGCAGGACAUCGACCAUUAGGAGGACGAGAAUUGCUUGCUUCCGGAACGACGUGUGAUCGCAGCUCCAUUCAAGACGAAUUCGACAAACACUUGCUAGCAAGCCAAAAGGAGCCCAACUUGCACAUAUACAGGGCGAUCUGUGACUAUCUUGAGCGGAUCUUGCUUCAAGGCGAGAUUUGCGUUGAUCAAGGAAACUUCAUUUCUGGAGAGCUCUCCUUCGAGCGAGUGUGCUACGAAGCUUGCAGCCUUGUCCGCACCAGAACCAGCGCACUCGUUGACGUUUCGUCCAGGAGCAAAGACGGCAUUAAUCGUAUUUGCAAGCUGAUUGCUGUAAGCGCGUUCAGACUUUGCGAGCUGCGAAGUGGUUCUCUGGCUCAACUUGUUCUGAAAAGACAGCAGAAACAGCAAGUGAGGGAGAAGGGAAAGGAGAAAGCAUCCCCUGACCCAGAAGUAUGCGACAGAUGUCGGAAUGUGGAGCUUUGCCGGGACGAGGUUGGCGAGCAUAGCGAAGAUUCCGCCUCAACCCUGAACGACGACAGUCCGUCAAUCGCGUCACGUUCUGACGUGCGAAGUAACAACCCUGAAUCUAGUCCUAGAGCUGUCCUGGAAAUGCCGCCUGGGCCAGCGCUCAAGGGUUUGCAAGCGGCGUCGGCUAAACCAGGUCCACCCAAAAGCCCAAACCUCCCCCGAACCACUCGAUUAGAGCCGCCGUUGGCCCGAGAUCUCGCUCUCACCAGCGGUCUUCUUGCUCUACGACUGCCGUGUGCGUCACCAGUGCCAGAGUGGAAUAUCCGUCUAGACACGAUGCUUCUACGACUGUUUGCGCUUCGGAAUGAUUUUUCCAAUGCGGUAUGGUGCAUCCGUCGCAUUCACAAUAACGGGACGGUCGUGAUCAACGGCAUCAAGCAGAAGAACAAGGCUGGGGAUAAGAAAUGGGAAUCGUUCACCGAAUUGAUGCACGAUCUGGCACAGCAGCUUAGACCAGGUGCCCCCAGAGACUGUUUCUUCGAAACAGCAGACAAGGUCGAGCAAGUGGUCGCGUUGCUCUGGGGGGAGCGAUUGAUUCCGAAGAAGGGGUUCAAUGGUUUGAUCUGGACAUUCAGGUGGGCUGGGUAA